This is a messenger RNA of Tetrahymena thermophila SB210, 408 nucleotides long. RefSeq lists its product as hypothetical. The transcript is spliced from 5 exons. The record is from RefSeq and is a predicted model, not a curated record. Lineage: Eukaryota; Ciliophora; Oligohymenophorea; Hymenostomatida; Tetrahymenidae.
GAUUAAUCGAAUUAUAAAUUAUUAAGUCUUAAAAAAGAUAAAGAAAAUCUAAAUAAAUAAAAAAGGAAUUUUAGUAAAUAGUCUCUUAAAAUGGCCUAAACUGCUCAUCAAAAUAGAUAUCAAGGUGGUCUUUGCUAUGCCUAAUGCAACGAAUUAUUCUCUUUCUGGAAUCCUUCUAUUCAAUAAUGCUGGAAGGGUUGCGAUUUCGGAGUUGGCAGAGUCAACGAUCCUGAAGGAAGAAUCGAAGCUCAAUAAAUGUGCAAAAGAUGGGCUGCUGAAUUAUACUGGACUUACAAGGGUGAACUCGACACUAUCAAGGAUUUGAGAGUUCAUGCUGAUAUGUACCCUACUACUCCUUAAAAUGUUUACAGAGCUUGCUUAGCUGGUGUCCGUAGAUAAAAGUUCUGA